Molecule: messenger RNA, 2616 nt
Organism: Linnemannia hyalina
Lineage: Eukaryota; Fungi; Mortierellomycota; Mortierellomycetes; Mortierellales; Mortierellaceae
Source: the annotation of a GenBank genome assembly
AUGACAGGUGUCUCUGACUUCUCGGCAAAGGUGUCAAGACAUGUCUCCCAACGGCUCUAUACCUCGAUCGCUCCCCUCACUGAGGCCAAUCUCUACCGACACACUAUCACCAGCCCGCCCUCGCAAGAUGCCAAGCUGAAGCACAUCCUUGGAUACGUCGAGUUACAGCGCGAGCUCAUCGCACUCGAAGAAGAUCUCUAUCGCAGCGUAACAGACAAGGGCCAUUGGCACAACACUACCAACAACAACUCUUACACAAACAACAACAUCGAGUUACACAGCUCUCAACUUGCUCCACACAACAAGGACACACAAUACCAUGAUGACGAGACUAUCGACCAAUUCGAUCUCAUAUAUAGCCAAAGUCUACCCCAACAACAGCCUGCUGCUCUCGUCCACCGCCGGUCUCUUACCAGUUCGUACCACCAGCGCAAGAACAGCUCACCAAACCCAUACACAUCACCACAACAGCAACAACGACACACACCACCUCCUCUCCCCUCUCCUGCACUCUAUAUGCAGCAACAUCAUCAACAACUCAAUCAAUCUCGACCUGCACAGCAACAACAACAGUCCACAACAGGAACCCCUGCACAACGCCAUCUCGAUAAUAUUCCUGAUGGUUUGGACCCAACCAUGGCCCUCCCGAGAGCCCUUCCAAGGACCAAAAUGACCCAUCACGAUCAAACACUCUAUCGCGACUCCUUUUACUCGGGGAUUGGCCAAGAAACUGAUUGGCGACAAUUAGAGGAGCUGGACCCGGACUCUCUUGCGGGCAUCCACCUCUAUGGCGACACCAGUGAUCUCCAACCACACGCCGCGUCCCAACAACAACAGCAGCAACGACAACAGCAACCCUCACCUGCCGCAGCAUCCUCACCCUUGAACAAAUACCCAACCUAUGAAUUCACACCCGACCCCGCACCAAGGAACAGUGAUUGGCAGCAUGAGCGGCAUCUUCAGCAGUUACAGCAACAGGCCAUCCUCAAACAGCUUCAGUGCCCGGAUGAUGAGGAUAAAGAUGAUGAGGGCGAGGCCAAGGUACAAAUGGCGACGAGGCUCCAUCGUCGUCAACACUCGAUCGCCCAGGCCCAGCAGUUACAGUUUGAGCAGCAACACCAGCAACAUCAGCGUCAAUUAGUGUCGCCCCCGCCGACUUUUAUCGAGAAGGAGAAGAAGGCUGGUCGGUUCUCGUCUCGGUUCUCGUUCUUAACCCGUCGUCGUCAGCAUUCUCAACCUCAGCCUGAGCAUCAGCGCAGCGAUAGCAUGCCAAAUGCGUCCAAAGAGCCCUGGUUGAAUGAUUUUGGGAACAAGUCUGGUGGACCCGACCGUCUCAACACUUUGGGACAUCGUCGUAGCGGGAACCAGUUAGUCGUCGCCACCGCAGGAGGAGGAGGAGCAUCACCAUCACCACUCUCGUUCUCGGGAGGUCCCGGCGCAACGACGCCUAUUGAGGAGGAGCAAGAGCAGGUCCAAGAGGAGGGGUUCCCAGUCAAGAACAAGAGCCGAGUCAAGCAGAUGUUCAGGGAUGUGUUUGGAAUCUCGAAGAAGAAGUGUCAGUCGCCCGAUCUUGCCUUCCGGGACAUCUCUCUACCAUCGACCCAUAUCCGGUCGUCCUCGACACCCGCGCACCAGCAUCAACAGUUGUAUGGCCACCCUCAGCAUUUGGAUCCUUCUAUCAACAGUCAGUACCAUUACUCGACUGCCGUCGCCCAGCGCAGGGGACUCAUUACCCCUGUCUCGAGACCUGACACCGCCCAAUCUAGCUACCGUAAUAACAACGACAACACCAGCAACAACAGGAACCAGAACAACAACAGCAACAACAGGAGUCGAGCCCGCGAGAGCCUUGUAGACCCUGUGCAGCAGCUUGGGUUCCAGAAGAUGGAAUUUGACGAGGACUGUGAUCUCCUUGGUGGCAGCGGCGCCUUCCCUGAGGGACAAAACGCCUAUGGCCAGACUUCUUUGACCCCACCCCCAGCAUCGUCAGUCCUCCGGCACUCGACGUCUCCCCACCGCAGUUUCUUGAGUGGUGCGGCAGAGUACGAACCCGUCUUGAUCACUGCCUCCGCUGCCAACACUAUGUUUCAGCAGCAGCAGCCUCAGGGUGGGGCGGUUGUUGGAGGACGAACUAACAGAACGUCAGGUCCACCUUCGCAGUUGACCAACACCUCGCCCACGUCCAAGGACUAUGUCGAUAGUGGUGAUUCCACUGGCGGGCUUGAGCAGCCUUAUACCACUACAGCCUCGAACGCCACCACCCUCAACCAACACCACACCACCAACACCAACACCAACACCACUGCCACCGCCACCAUCAAAGGCGGAAGCAUCUACAGCCAACAACAGCCCCAACAGCCCUGCCUCUACAGCUCACCAGUGGGAGGAGGAGGUCAGCAUCAGAAAUCGCUUUCUUAUGACUAUGAUCAGGCGAUGACCAUGUCGACGUACGAUAACGGUCCUACGAUUGUGUCGAUGGCGCAGGUGCAGAAGGUUGAUUUGGAGGGUCUGCGACAGAGUCAUGGACAUUAUUCUCUUCAUCACCAUCAUCAUCAAACACCGCCUUCGCAUUCCCAUCAUCUGGGCAUGGUUGCUGUCGAGUCUCCCUUUGCCUAA